AGGAGCACGAGCGCCGCUGCGGUGAUCGUGCCGCGCGCUCCAGUUUCAGCAGCAGCAGCAGCAGGAGGAGGAGGAGAGACGUAUAAUCCGCUCGUUAAUGUUGACAGCGACGCGACACGAGCGAUUUUAACCGUUCUAUGCAGGAAAUUAGACACCGGGACACACAUUUCAGCAGAGCCCGUGUGUGUUUAAACGCACGGGGUGUUUAGAGACGAAUGAGCGGCUUCCAGGCCGGACGCGGGCGGAUGGGAUUCCCGGUGUAGAUGGAGAGAAACCUAGCGGGCGGAGAAGCGUCGCUGCUGUAAAUAAUUUAACAUCAGUGUGAUCAACAAAAAUGCAUCUGCACCAGGUGCUGACGGGGGCCGUUAACCCAGGGGACUGCUGCUACUCCGUGGGAAGCGUCCACGACGUCCCGUUCACGGCGUAUGGCUCAGGCUGUGAUAUUGUGAUCCUCGCAAGUGAUUUUGAAUGUGUUCAAAUUAUUCCCGGAGCUCAGAAUGGAAACAUCCAGGUGGGCUGUGUGGAGUGUUCUCAGCAGCUUGGCCGGAUUGCUGCGUCUUAUGGAAAUACUGUUUGUAUUUUCGAACCAAUUACUUCCAACCCAAACAAACGUCACAAGCAACUGAAUUACCAAUGGCAAAAGACUGGUCAGUUCUUCCUCAGUGCUAUAACCUACAAUCUUGCCUGGGACCCCCAAGGCAAUCGUAUUUUGGCGGCGACUGAGCGUUUGCAGCUGUGGGCUCCUCCAACUAGUGACACGCUGAUAGAGGAAGAGGAAUGUCAGCUGAAUGAUGACAGAGCUCAUGAGCUCGUACUCAAUGAUUGGAAGUGUGUCUGGGAGUGCAAGACCGCUGCUGCUGUUCACAUCACUCAAUGGUCUCCAGAUGGAGAAUACUUUGCCACAGCUGGAAAGGAUGACUGCCUGCUGAAGGUGUGGUAUCCCACCACAGGAUGGAAGUCUGCAGUUGUGAUGCCAGACGUGACUGAUAAAAAGGUCCCAGCGGUUCAUUUCUCAUUCGUGUAUCUGGCCCAUCCACGUACGGUUACAGGCUUCUCCUGGAGGAAAACCAGUAAAUAUAUGCCCAAGGGCUCUGUGUGUAAUGUGCUGCUGACGUCCUGUGCGGAUGGCAUCUGUCGUCUGUGGAGUGAGACCCUCUUGCCUGAGGACAGUCUGUUGGGAGGGCAGAUCUCUGAGAACAGCACCAGUUUCAGCUCCUCUCUGCCAAACAUCGCUCAGAAAGACAAGAUACAGCACGCUCUGGAGUCUAUCCACCACCUCAAACACCUGCGCAGGGGCCGCAGAAGAUCGUCCGCCCUGGUGGCCCACACUGAGCUGCUGCCCAGCCAGCUGGGGUCCCACGAAAGCCACCGCCACAUCUCGCACCACGCCAAUGCCCUCUGCCACUUCCACAUCUCUGCCAGCAUCAAUCCCAACACAGAUAUCCCUGCAGCACUGGCUGGAUCGGGCCUGUUCUCUGAGGAUGUCAGCGGAGGGUUUGUGGUGCACUGGCUGAAUAAUAAAGAUCUGAGCUUCACCACCUCCAUGGACCUUUUCAUGCAGCAGCUACGCAAACUCUCUGAGCAGCACCUGGAACAAGCCACUGAUGACUUUGAGCAGGAGGGAGCUCCCAAGUUUGACUUCGAUCUGGAUGAGAUGUCUGAUAAGGGUUCAUCAGAACAUGAAGAGGGAGAUCAGGAGGGAAGCACUAAGGCCUCUUCUCCAGGUUCAAGCAGCAGUGUUCCUCUGCCCUCUGUUUUGCUGGAUCGAAAGCUGGAGACUCUCAUUCUGGAGUGGAACAAGAGUCCAGACAUGCUCUUCACCAUUCACCCACAUGACGGAUCCUUCCUCGUCUGGCACGUCAAGUACCUGGAUGAGUUCAUACCUGGCAUCUUCAGACAGGUUCAGGUAUCAUUCUCCUCUCGUAUCCCUGUGGCGUUCCCCACGGGCGAUGCUAACUCCCUCAGUAAGAACAUCAUGAUGUACGCAUGUACGUUCAUGGACCAAGAUAGCUGCAGUGCUCUGGAGGAGAAACGAAGUGAGCGGCGGGUUCCACAGAGUGUGUCUGCGUCCGCGGGGCUUGGUUCUCUUGGACACUCUCUUGCUGCUGUCAUUGGCCCUGCCGUCAUGAUGGUGUCCAAACAUGUAGAUGGCUCGCUCAACCAAUGGGCUGUGACUUUUGCAGAGAAGUCUGCGUUUUCAAACGUCCUCACAGUUUCGCACAAGUUCCGUUACUGUGGACACCGUUUCCAUCUCAAUGAUUUGGCUUGUCACACGGUCCUUCCCUUGCUGCUAACAUCAUCACAUCACAAUGCACUGUUAACUCCACCCUCUGGAUCUGGAAGUAUUGAUGGAGAUCAGAUUGGGGGUGUGGCUCUACAACCCACCAGGCCAAUGAGAGGCGUUCCUCGUAAACAACUGCGGAAUGCAGCCACACGUACGUUCCACGACCCAAAUGCGAUCUAUAGUGAGCUGAUCCUCUGGAGGGUCGAUCACAUUGGCCCACUGUCCUGCACAGGGGGCGUGUCCGAGCUGGCACGAAUCAACUCUCUCCACACAUCUGCAUUCUCCAAUGUGGCCUGGCUACCAACACUCGUCCCCAGCUCAGUGCUCGGAACGUACUGUAACUCAGCAAGUGCGUGCUUUGUGGCGUCUGAUGGUAAAAACCUGCGUCUGUAUCAGGCUGUGGUGGAUGCCCGCAAACUGUUGGAUGAACUCUCUGACCCAGAGACCUCUAAACUGGUGGGUGAAGUGUUCAACAUUGUGAGUCAGCAGUCCACUGCCCGACCCGGCUGCAUCAUCGAGCUGGAUGUCAUUACCAACCAGUGUGGCUCAAACACUCAGCUGCUCCACGUGUUCCAAGAGGAUUUUAUUUUAGGAUACAAACCACAUGAAGACAUUCCAGAUUUCAACAUUACUAGCUUUCCCACUGCAGAAGAGUACCAGCCCCCUCCUUUCUCAGAAAAGUUCUACCUGGUGGUGAUCGAGAAGGAUGCAUAUCGGAACUCAGUAUUACAGAUGUGGCAUCUUCAUCUGCGCUCGGUGCAGGCUUGUGUGGAAGAGCCAGUAAAUGACCAAGUUUUUCAGAACCAGCUGACGGUUCCUUUGAGUCAAAACAAUGCUGACUCAUCUCCUGAAAUCACUCCGGGUCAUAGUCCGCUGCCCCGGUCCUCCUCUUCCGCCAACUUGCAAUCAGCCAGCAAACUCAUCCUGAGCUCUAAACUGGUCUACAGUCAGCGGCUAGAGCUGCCAUCAGGGGUGGAGCUUAUCAGAGCCACGCCCUCUGCUGGCCACUUGAGCUCCUCGUCUAUCUAUCCUGUUUGUUUGGCUCCAUACCUGAUUGUGACCACCUGUUCUGAUGGACGUGUCAGGUUCUGGCACUGUAGGGUAGACAUGGACUCGUCAGCACCACACCCCGAAGAGACUCGUUCAUAUCGGUGGGAGCACUGGAGCCUCUUGAAAGAGGAAGAGGACAACGACAGCUCUGUGUGUGUUGCGGGCCGACCUGUUGCUGUCAGUUGCUCCUACACAGGAAGACUUGCAGUAUCGUUCAAACAAAUUUUGCCUGGUAAUGAAGGUGAUAUGUCUCAGGACUUCUCCAUGCUUGUAUCAAUCUAUGAGUGUGAGUCAACGGGCGGCUCGGAGUGGGUCCUAGAACAGACGAUUCACCUUGAUGAUUUUAGCAAACCCGCGAAAACGCUAGAUCCACGUGUUAGUGUCGAUAGCAAUUUGGUUGUCUAUAGCAAGUUGGAUCUGUUUGCAACCAAAGACAGCCCCAAUAUCAAGCACUUUGUGCACCUAGACUGGCUGUCUAAAGAAGAUGGCUCCCACAUCCUGACAGUUGGGGUUGGAUCCAACAUCCUUAUGUACGGACGCAUCUCAGGGGUCGUCACCGAGCAGACAAGAGUGAAGGAUGGCAUGGCAGUCACUUUGCCUCUAGGGGGAAGCAUAAAACAGGGAAUUCGCUCUCGUUGGGUGUUGCUGAGGUCUGUAAACCUAGUCUCUUCUGUGGAUGGCACCCCAUCCUUGCCAGUGUCCCUAUCCUGGGUGCGUGAUGGCAUCCUGGUGGUGGGCAUGGACUGUGAGAUGCAGGUUUACGCGCAGUGGAGGCAGGACGAGAAACCGGGUGACUCGGAAGACAACAGCAUCUUAUCCCCAGAGGCCAUUGGAGGUCGUACUGUCUCCGUUUCAAAUGAGGGCAGAGCGCGAUCUAAGAGUGUCUUUGAGGGCAGUGCGGGAAUCGACGAUGCAUUCCGCCCCCCAGCUGUAAUCCAAGAUGGCGGCUUGUUUGAGGCAGCCCAUUCAUUGUCGCCCACUCUCCCACAAUACCAUCCAUCCCAGCUGCUAGAGCUUAUGGACCUCGGAAGGGUACGCCGAGCCAAGGCUAUCUUGGCGCACCUAGUCAAGUGCAUUGCUGGAGAAGUUGCGGUGGUGAGGGAUGUAGAAGCAGGUGAAGGUGGUGCAAGGAGGCACUUAUCUCGAACCAUCAGCGUGACGGGUAGCACAGCCAAAGACAUUAUCGUUGCUGGCCGAGACAGUGGCCGAGAUUACACUGAAAUCAACUCUAUCCCCCCUCUUCCACUAUAUGCACUGCUGUCCGCAGACCAGGACACAUCUUAUAAGGCAGGAGAGGAAAUGGGAAAAGCUGGAAAAGGGGCAGAAAAUGAGAUGCAGAAUCAGUCAGAGGACCAGUAUGCUGAUUUGUUUCAGGUGCAGGCUGUCACCACCGAUGAUUUUGUGAGCUUUGCUGCAGAGAAACCAGAGAAGAAGUCUCGUGUUAUUAACCUAUCACAGUACGGCCCCACAUACUUUGGCCCUGAACACGCACAGGUGCUGUCUUCACAUCUUAUGCACUCUAGCCUGCCGGGACUCACGCGCCUCGAGCAGAUGUUCCUUGUGGCACUUGCCGAUACUGUGGCGACCACUAGUGCUGAGGUUGCAGGACCCACGGAUAAGCAGUACUCUGGUGGAGAUGCUCUAGAUGAGUGUGGCCUACGUUACCUGCUGGCCAUGAGAUUACAUACCUGUCUGCUGACCUCCCUGCCCCCCCUCUACAGGAUGCAGCUACUGCAUCAGGGAGUGUCCACUUGUCACUUUGCGUGGGCGUUCCAUUCCGAAGCUGAGGAGGAGAUGCUGAACAUGAUUCCUGCCAUGCAGAGAGGAGAUCCACAGUGGUCUGAACUCAGGGCGGUGGGCGUCGGCUGGUGGAUCAGAAACAUUAACACGCUGAGGCGGAUGGUAGAGAAGGUAGCCAAAGCAGCAUUUCAGAGGAAUAAUGAUCCACUGGAUGCAGCUCUCUUCUAUCUGGCCAUGAAGAAGAAAGCCGUUCUCUGGGGUCUCUUCAGGUCUCAACACGAUGAGAAGAUGACCCAGUUUUUCAGUCAUAACUUCAGGGAGGACCGCUGGAGGAAAGCGGCUUUAAAGAACGCCUUUUCUCUCCUGGGAAAACAGCGCUUUGAGCAGUCGGCUGCGUUUUUCCUGCUCGCUGGCUCCCUGAAAGACGCCAUUGAGGUUUGUCUGGAGAAAAUGGAGGACAUCCAGCUUGCGAUGAUUGUUGCUCGUCUUUACGAGGCUGAUUAUGAGAGUUCAUCCACCUGUCAGGGUAUCCUGUAUGAGAAGGUUCUUGGCUGCAGCAGAGAUGGAAGUGGAUUCUCAUGUACCAAACUACACCCCGACCCGUUCCUGAGGAGCAUUGCAUACUGGAUCAUGAAGGACUACACCAGAGCCUUGGACACACUGCUGGAACAGAUUUACAAAAAGGAUGAUGAGAACCCUGAUGUCCUGGUGAAGUCGUGCAAUCCUGUCGUCUUUAGUUUCUAUAACUACUUGCGCACGCACCCUCUGAUCAUUCGCCGGCACUUCGCCAACCCCGAGGGGUUUGUGGCUGCAGUUGGUCUAACAGAACGCAACAGUGCAGACGAAAUCAAUCUGAUAGAGCGAAAGCUCUUCUUCACCACUGCUAAUGCUCACUUUAAGGUGGGCUGUCCACUCCUGGCCCUUGAGGUCUUAUCCAAAAUCCCCAAAGUCAUUAAGAAAGCAUCUUCUCUUAGUAAGGGCUCAUCUGUGGCCAACAUCAGUGCCGGCCAACCACAGCAGAAUGGAGGAAAGGCUUCAGAACUUGACUGGGGAGCUCCUUCCAUCCCCAGCCAGGCCUGGGGAGCCGACUCUUCCACCAGCCUGGACUGGAGUCAACCACUGGUUAAAUUGGAGGAUGAUAAUCUACAGUUGGACUGGGGAGAUGAUAAGGAGGAAGAUGAGGAUGAAGAGGGCGGGCUGACCAUGAAAAAGCCGGAAGUGGAGGAUGAAGAGGACAAAAAGCCAUCCAAAUCAGCAGCCCUGCAGCGUGAAGACUCAGGGGGCGAGUCGGAGGUGGACGUGAUCGCCGAACAGCUCAAGUUCCGAGCCUGUUUGAAGAUUCUCAUGACAGAGCUGCGGACACUGGCGACAGGAUAUGAGGUGGAUGGUGGCAAACUGCGAUUUCAGCUCUACAACUGGCUUGAGAAAGAGAUUGAGGCCGUGCACCACAUCUGCAACUAUAAGGUUGAGGGGAAAGCGCUUGUAGGUCAGCUGGAGAAAUGGGGUGGAGAUGGAUCUCUUGACCUGGAAGACUCACAAAUCCGUGGUGAAGCAGGUGCAUAUGAACGUCACCAGAUGGAGCGACGGCGUCUGCAAGCGAAGCAGCUGCAUGCAGAGCGGAGGAAAGCCUGGCUGAGAAAGAAUCAGGCUCUGCUCAGAGUAUUCCUCAGUUACUGCAGUCUGCAUGGGGCCAAGGGUGGAGGAGUGACAUCUGUAAGGAUGGAACUGCUCUUCCUGCUGCAGGAAUCACAGCAAGAAAUGACAGUGAAGCAGCUUCAGUCGCCACUCCCCCUCCCCACCACUCUGCCCCUGCUGUCGGCCAGCAUCGCCCCCACCAAGACCGUCAUUGCCAACCCCGUCCUGCACCUUGGAAACCACAUACAUGACAUCCUAUACACCGUUGUCCAGAUGGAGGCUCCGCCACACCCAGACAUACUGGACGACCGGGUGAAUGCUUUACACACUCUCGCUGCUUCUCUAUCGGCUUGUAUCUACCAAUCACUGUGUGACAGCCACAGCUACAGCAGCCAGUCGGAGGCCAAUCAGUAUACUGGGAUGGUGUAUCAGGGGCUGUUACUGAGCGACAGGCGUAGACUUCGCACCGAGAGCAUCGAGGAACAUGCAACACCCACCUCUGCCCCUGCACAGUGGCCAGGUGUGUCGUCUCUGAUCAAUCUGUUGGCGUGUGCUCAGGGUGAUGAUCACGUGCGUCUGAACGUCAUGUUAUGUGAGGCCGUGGUGGCCGUGUAUCUCAGUCUGCUGAUUCACGGUCUCGGCACACACUCUGGAAACGAGCUCUUCCGGCUGGCCGCUCACCCCCUCAACAACCGCAUGUGGGCUGCCGUGUUUGGGGGCGGAGCCAAACUCAUUGUUAAACCUAAGCGGGCACCUGAAAUCACUCCAGCUGCUCUCAAGGCAGCAGGGUCUGAGGGGUCAGAGGUUGUAAAGGUCAUGGAUUCUGAUCCCCCUACCCUGACCGUCAACCAAGCACCACCUCAGACUGAGGCUGGUAACCACGGUAACGUCACCAUUGAAACAGCACAGCCAGAGAGCUCAAAUGUGGAGUCAAACAGGCAGGCAGAGCUCCAGUCUGAGAAUAAAUCAGUUGUACCUGAUGAAGUGAAACAGGAUAAUGGAGAAGCAGUCCCUCCCCCGACCCCUCCUGCUGAGGACGUGGACCGACAGCGACGCAGGUUUAACAUGCGCAUGCUUGUUCCUGGACGUCCCGUUAAAGAGACUCCAGCCACACCUCCACCCGUCCCUGUAGAGCGGCCCACCUAUAAGGAGAAGUUCAUCCCACCUGAGCUCAGCAUGUGGGAUUACUUUGUGGCCAAACCUUUCCUUCCCCUCUCUGACAGCGGGGCGCUGUACGACUCAGAUGAGAGCGGUGCUAGUGACAAUGAGGAUGAUGAUGAUGCCUUCCUCUCUGACACACAGAUGACAGAACACUCCGAUCCAAACUCCUACAGUUGGUCUCUGAUCCGCCUAGUGAUGGUCAAACUUGCCCUUCACAAUGUCAAGACAUUCCUGCCACUCACAGGACUGGACUUUACAGAGUUGCCAGUGACGUCUCCCCUGGCCAAUGCUGUGCUGAAGACACUGGAAAACUGGGAGCAGAUUCUCUUGGAAAAGAUUAACAAAUUUGACGGCCCUCCACCAAACUACAUAAACACCUACCCGACGGACCUGAGUUCAGGUGGGGGGCCGGCUAUACUCCGACACAAAGCCAUGCUAGAGCCAGAGAACACACCGUUCAAGUCAAAGCACCAUCUCUCCUUCCCUGCUCGCCGUCUGUGGCAUUUCCUGGUCAAACAGGAGGUGCUUCAAGAGACUUUGAUUCGAUACAUCUUCACUAAGAAAAGGAAGCAGAGUGAGUCUUUAGAUGAUCAUGUGGACCACCUCAUACAAAACGGCAUUACUGGAGCUCGAAAAAACAACAAGGUGGAGGCUGAUAUGGGUUACCCAGGAGGCAAAGCCAAAAUCAUCCAUAAAGAAUCUGACAUCAUCAUGGCAUUUGCAAUUAACAAGGCUAACACUAAUGAAAUAGUGCUGGCGUCCACUCAUGAUGUCCAGGAAGUGGAUGUGUCCACGCUUCUCGCAGCUCAGCCUUACACUUGGAUCGGAGAAGAAUUUGACAAGGAGUCUCGCAGCUCUGAUGACGUGGAUUACCGCUCAUCUCACACCAACAUCGCCCAGGCCAGCACCGGACCCUUUGCCCCCCAACAGAUGGCAGCGUCGUCCUCCAUGCCCUGGUUGGGCAGCGGACAGACCAGCAUGGGUGCCAGUGUGAUCAUGAAGAGGAACCUGAAUAACGUGAAGAGAAUGACAUCUCAUCCCAUCUAUCAGUACUAUAUGACGGGAGCUCAGGACGGCAGUGUGAGGAUGUUUGAGUGGAAUCGUCCACAGCAGCUGAUCUGUUUCAGACAGGCCGGAAAUGCUCGGGUCACACGCCUCUAUUUCAACUCACAGGGCAACAAGUGUGGCGUUGCAGAUGGUGAGGGCUUUUUGAGCCUCUGGCAAGUCAAUCAGACUUCCUCAAACCCCAAACCGUAUUUGAACUGGCAGUGCCACAGUAAAAGCUGUGGUGAUUUUGCCUUCAUUACAUCCUCCAGUCUGAUCGCCACAGCAGGACAGUCCAACGAUGGCAGGAAUGUUUGUUUAUGGGACACUCUGAUCUCUCCAAGUAACUCUAUGAUACACGCAUUCCAGUGCCAUGAGAAUGGUGCAACAGUUCUUCAAUAUGCUCCGAAACAGCAGCUGAUCAUCACGGGCGGCAGGAAGGGAUUCAUCUGUAUUUUUGACAUCCGUCAGAGACAGCUGCUCCACACAUUCCAGGCACAUGAUUCGGCCAUCAAAGCACUGGCCAUGGAUUCCACUGAGGACUUCUUUGUCACCGGCUCAGCCGAAGGGAACAUGAAGGUCUGGAAGUUUGCGGGUAACAGUCUCAUGCACUCCUUCAGCACCGAGCACGCUAAACAGUCCAUAUUCCGAAACAUCGGCGCUGGGGUGAUGCAGAUCGAAACCUGUCCAGGUAACCGGAUCUUCACCUGCGGAGCCGACGGGACCCUGAAGAUGAGGGUCCUUCCCGACCGCUACAACAUUCCGGCCAGUAUAUUCCAGAUCCUCUAACACGGGAGCUGCCGUAGAACACUAACGCUUUCAUCGGCACCUCCGCGUUUCCCUAGCUGUGAAUUGUAAACCGGUAACAAAUAUCUCGCGCUGCAGAAUCUCUUUACCACCCCGCCCCCACUAGAGACACUGGAAAACACGCACGAGGUCACUCGAUUCUAACAGUCGACUACUGUAAUCUCCGGAGACGGAUCCGGAUGAUGUGUUCGUAGGAAAGCCGUAUGCAUGAGCUGUUUGAGUCAUCGCACUCCAUUCCCAGGUUAUUGAUCGUGCUCUGUAAAAGUGCUCAAAGCUCCAUUUUUAAGUGUGUAUGUGUGUGUCUUCAUUUUGUGGCCAUUUUAGCAUCUAAAAUACCAGCACUGUGCUUCUGCUAUCAGUGUAAGUCCAGUUGUUGGAUUUUGUUUUUACUGUACGUUUUCUCCUUGGCUGCUAAUGUAUUUGCGGAGUGUAAAAUGGCACAGUACCCUGGCGGCCCGGCGGUUCGCCGCGGCCCCAGAGACACACCCCCUUUCCUUCCACGCGCACACAUGCUGCUGUUGACACGCUUGUUUCCGUAGCAGCCAAACAGCUAAACAUUCCACGCGAGACGACGAUGCUUGCUUCUGGAAAUGACGUGUUUCACCUCUUCAUCUUUCAAGCCCUGAAAUUCUCACUUUUAACAGACGACGUUUCGUUUUUGCACAAAAUAUUUGUUCGUUUGUUUGCUUGUUUUACUUGAUGUCUCUUUUUGUUUUUGUUUUGUUUGUUCUUUUACAAAAGCUUGUAUUUAUAUUUAGCUUUAGGAAUUUAUGGUUUGUUUUAGAUGUCUGGGACAAAGUGCAACACUGAAUAGGUUUGUGUUUUAUUUAUUUACAUAUUUAUUUUUUCAUGUUUUAUCUAUUCUAAAUAUUUGCACUCAGAUCUGGGGAAACAAUAACAAUCUUACGUUACAAGUGGUAAAAGCUCUAUUAGAGGAAACUGUUAUUUACAAAUGAAUGUCUGGCUGUGUGUGGCCGAGUAGUAAAAAGUGAAAAUAGUUUUAAAUGAAUAAAUAUAUAAAUAUAUAUAUAUAAAUAUAAGAUUGAACUACAACAAUAGCUUGUACAAACAUAAUAAUGCUUUUAGUUUAUUUUUUGAUUUUAUCUUAACUGCUGGAAUAGUCGUAUAUUUGGUUUGAUGUAUGUGGUAUUUAUUAAAAUCAUAUUUGUGUUUCUGUCUGAUUUGCUGGGCACCAUGUCAACUGUACGUAUUUUAAAUGUUCAACUGAUGGUCUGAUGUGUAUUUAUUGAACAGCCUGAUCUGUCUGCGUGUGUGAAAAUGCAAACCCCAAAAACACUGGUUGAUAUUUCCGAAGGAACAGGUAGUUCUGUCAUGGUCAAAGUUUUACCUUUGUAAGUUGAAUAAAUUCUUUUUAUUUGAAUUAA
Messenger RNA from Megalobrama amblycephala (Wuchang bream), 11106 nucleotides. It is a transcript of the gene dmxl2, whose product is annotated as Dmx-like 2. NCBI's taxonomy places the organism in Eukaryota, Metazoa, Chordata, Actinopteri, Cypriniformes, Xenocyprididae. Bases 335 to 9703 code for a protein of 3122 amino acids. The record is from RefSeq and is a predicted model, not a curated record. Gene Ontology annotation, molecular function: protein binding. Gene Ontology annotation, biological process: vacuolar acidification. Gene Ontology annotation, cellular component: RAVE complex. The transcript has 48 exons.